AUGGAGACGCCCAUCCUCCAAGGCCCUCAGCCUGACUGCGAAGCUUAUGCCAGACGACCUCAAUACAGUGAUAUUUCUGUGGUGUGUGGCACAUCUGCAAUCGACUUGGCCAUUCACAUCUGCUCAGCAAUCUACGCCGGAUACAAUGAGAGCCUACUGAUCUUGAACCGCAUCCGGAACAACGUGGACUGUCAGGGGACGCUGGACACCUCGGUGGCUCCUCCUGUAGUGAGAUUCAGCUUCCCCAUCAGAGAAGGAAAUGUCUGUGGAAGUAACUUCUUGACCACAAGCGCACCAGGGACGGGAAUAUUCUCAGACUUCUCCAACAUCCAGACAGUCAACGUGAGCGGGGUGGUCCGAUCCUUUGACCCCACCAUAGAGCUCAAGUAUUACUACUCUUGUGCUUAUUCACUGGAGUAUCUCAUCAACAACACCCAGGUGGACAUGUCAUCCGCCUCCAUUGCUUUGAAGGACAACAAUGGGAGCUUCAUCAGCACCCUCAGCAUGACUUUAUACCAGGAUAUAAAUUACACCAUCCCUCUUGUCAUGCCACCUCGGGGCAUCGAACUGAGGAAGAAUGUCUAUGUGCAAGUGGUUGCAUCCAAUCUGACAUCGCAGUACUUUGUUCUUCUGGACCGGUGCUACGACUCGGUGUCCCCGCAGCCCUCCAACUCCACCUUCUUUAAUCUUUUUGUCUCGUGCUCCAUAGAUCAGCUCACCACCAUGCUGGAGAACGGGGACAGCCAGAAGGCUCAUUUCUACUUCCCAGUCUUCCGCUUCAUCGAACAGCAGAGUGAGACCAUCUCCACCUACUAUCUGCACUGCAUCACCCUACUCCGCGAGCAAAGCACCUGCAGCAUCUGCAAGCAAUGCAACAGGAACAAGAGGAGCAUGGAGACCACUGUCGUCCAGGAUAGCGUCACUAAACCAUCUGUGCUCACAGUUGCUAUAAAGGCCAAGACGCAGGACUCCAUUCUCUCCAAAGAAGAGGUGCUGUCUGCUGGCCAGUCUGACGGCAGGGCCGCCUCUGUUGGCCUGGGGAUUGCUGUGGCCGUCCUCGUUGUGAUAGGGGUGGUGGCCAUUUUGAUGGCGACGACUUUUUAUCGCAAACUGAAGCGGCUAAGCUAGCAGUAGCUCAUAAUGUGCAUGAAGUGAGGUCAGCGCAGGCUAAAUGGUAAUGAUGAGUUUGACAGGGUGACAUUCACAUUCGGGUAGAGGUGCAUAAUGUAUGUAUGUAUGUAGGACUCUGCUGUACUGAAUCAAACUAUUGAUCGGAGCACUUAAUGUUUCUUUCCAAUCCUUCACAGACUAUGGAAGGUGACGUCUGAAUAAUUCACCUAUCGUGAUGCUAUGCAUGUUAAAAAGGAAAGAAAGAAAGAAAGAAAGAAAGAAAGAAAGAAAGAAAGAAAGAAAGAAAUGUAGUUGAUAUCUUAAAGGAAUACUUUAACAUUUUGGGAAAUAUAUUCACUUAUCCUAUCUGGAACAUAAGAGUGCAGAUUUUUUGAGAAAAUUAAGUAAGAAUCUUACAGGCGCUGCUAUGUAAACUAUGCUUUUAGACUAAGCUAAGCUAACUAGCAACAUGUAUUAGUCUCAUCUAAAUCUCUGCACUGACGUAAAUAAACAUAUUUCCCACAAUGUCAAACUGUCCCUGAAAGUUACUGCUGGCAUCUAAGCCAAAAAAUGCUGCAAUAAAUUAAAAUAUUCACAUUUUCUAUCAUUAAAUUUUGACUCAGCGUGUAAAUAUUAUUUAAGUACAGAGACGUCUUGUUUUUUUUCGACAUUUAAAUAAAAGUCUACAUCUGUGUAUGAAUCAUUAACAUGACUGACAGAGACGGUGGAUUGUAACCAUUUCUACUCUGCGUGUGAUGGUUUUGUAAGCCAGAUCUGCCAUGUUGCAUGUUAUAUGUAAAUAAUGUGUGCCAUUACCAUGCAUUCUGUUGGUCACACAGACAGUGAGGAUUCAUUUUAAAGGAUCCAAAGGUAGCACACAAAAUGCAGCAAAGCCAAGAGAUUAAGUGGGUAACUGUAAUAAUUUAUUUGCCGAAUUUGCUUGUUUGAAUUUUGUAUUCAAGUCUGCAUUUUACCAGGGGAGUUUACAUAGUUUUAAUACUUGUAGUAAUUAUGUAACAUAUACUGCGGUGAUUGCUGCUGUGCAUAUUUGUGACAUUUUUGUCUUCAUGUCAAGCAUGUAUUACUAUUAAAGCUUUCAGGAUGUGAAACAAGAGAUGUCUUCCAACAGCAGACGCUCACCUGCGAUCAAAAUGUAAACUCUGCAUGCUGUGAACUGCAGUCCUGUGCUAGAGUGCAUCUUAUAGUUCACAUCAAAACAAUUCCUGACAUACAUAUAAAAGAUUAUCUGCAGGUGAAGGAAAGGGAUUCAAGAAGAGGAGUAAAACCUGGCGCACACACACACACACACACUCAUGUGCUGUUUUAUAACGAGACGAAUGUAGAUUGUGCAAAAGUGGAGCUGUUCAAUAUGAAUAUCUGUAUUUCAAAUUCAUGCUUUUUGGAUUUACCUUUGGCUUGAGGUUUGAUGUGCUUUGCUUUGGAAGCACAGAAGAUAAAAGGCAGUUUGUGGGGAGGUUUGCGGGGUGAUGCUUUUUGUCAUAAUCCUCCACUAGAGGGUGUCUAAUCACCAUUUUUUUCUUUAAUUUUUUUUUUUUUUUUUUUGAGGCUUGUGCUACAGUUCACCUGUUCACAACAGGGCCAUCAACUAAUACAUUUUGAUGGGAGUUUUCCACCUAGAUAUAACCAUUAUAAAAUCAAGAAAACAAAUUUCUAAAGCUUGAGUUAGGAUUACUUUUAUUGUUUUUAAAUCACCAUAAGCCUACCUCUCGUCAAAGCUACGUUAUACCAGCUUUCCUAAGGGCUGUUCCCUGUUUAUCUGGUCAUGAGAAGGUAAUGACUUUCUGAGUAACCCAGUGAAAAGUGACAUGUUUUUUCCUGUAAACCAUGAAAAAAACAAGCAAAGCAAUCAGGUGACUUGAUGAAUGAUCUAAUUACAAGUUCCUAUAUUGUUAAGUAGGCCAUGACAAACACCACGACAAGACGACCCACUUUGAAACAUGAUGGGGAUAAAUCAGCUGAGCUGGAAGGUAGUUCUCCAUUAGGACCUCGGUAACUGUAUGUUCGGGAUAAAUCCUCCUUUAUGAGCUCCCUGUAAUUUAAUUAAACCAACAGGGAUAAACGUGUGCUCUGUCGCUCUCUAAUGGUGUGGACAUUAACCUUUGGAUUCAGCUGCUUUGCCCUCUAAAAUGUUAAUAGCCGUGGGGGAACUGGAGUGACGAGCAGCUAAAAAUCUGUAUUGCUCUUGCCUAUGUUGCUCCUGACACUGCAUAUUUUAUUACAGCUUAUCAUUUUUUAAGUCCAGUCAUGUUGUGAUACAUUUUUGUGAGCAGCAUUUGUAUCGCUGCUUUUAAAAUGAUCUGCAAUAGACAUGAAAUCUGUUUGAGAAUUAAUUUGUGCUCCUUUUUUGUAUUGGCUUUAACGUUUUGGCCGCUUUUGUCCUCAGCUGAAAGAAUAAUUGUCCUGUCAUCUCCACUCUAAUUAAUAUGCACAUGAGUCUGUCUGUAGGCCAUACAUUAGGUUUAGUAGACAGCACAAUCAUGAAAAAUUGAUGGAGCAGCUGUAAUUUAGGGCAGGCAUAUGAUCAUGAAGACUCCUGGAAUAUGAUGACUUUGAAUAAACAGUGUCAGAGUCUUGUUAAUGGUCUGAUGUGAUGUGCUAAUGUGGUUUGAAAGAAAGAAAGAAAGAAAGAAAGAAAGAAAGAAAGAAAGAAAGAAAGAAAGAAUGAUGGGAUGGGUUCAGGGCAGGUAAAUGUAGAAAACUUUACAAAGGUAAAACUGGACUGCUGAGCAGGCGAAGUCACGCUGGAAGGUCCGGCUGUUCCAUUAACCUUUUGUAAUGAAACAGUGAAGCUGGGAAACUGGGCAAAAUGUAAUGUCAUGUUCACGUCAUAUCAGAGGAAGCACUACAAUGAGAGAACAGGACAGCCUUUCUUUACCCAAUUCUGCAUGUGUUUGACAGAGUUAUUCAACUUUUUUGGAAGUGCAAUUAUUUAGUUUCUUGCUGUGAGAUAGGCGGAUGAGCAGAUGGUCGCCAUGCCUGUUAGCUGAACUAACGGCUCAGCUGGAACUGAAACUGUCUAUACCAAAAUCUGCCUAACAGCACCUCUAAAACUUACAAACUAAUCACAUAUCCCCUUUGGAUUUUUUAGGAUACAGUCUGGUGCACAAACCCUUAAAAAAACAUAGUUUAGUCAGCUCUCUGACUAGGUCUAGUGCCUUUUCUUACUUACUGAGUCAUCCGAGCUAAGCUAAGCUAACUCCUAGCAUCAAAUUAGCAGUAGCUAACAGACAUUUAGAUCAGUGGUGUCAAUCUACCUCUCAGCAGCAAAUCAAAUAAGUGUAUUAUUGAGAUGCAGCUUUGAAUAGAG
Messenger RNA from Acanthochromis polyacanthus (spiny chromis), 4438 nucleotides. Its product is annotated as zona pellucida-like domain-containing protein 1. The record is from RefSeq and is a predicted model, not a curated record. Gene Ontology annotation, cellular component: cell surface. NCBI's taxonomy places the organism in Eukaryota, Metazoa, Chordata, Actinopteri, Pomacentridae.